CUAUUUAUUAAUUAUUAUGGAGUAGAAAAUAAAAGAACCUCUGCUCAUUCGUUCGGUUAUAAAACCCUGAGAAUACACCGGGAGAGAGAGGCCGUGUUUGAGAGAGAGAGAGAGAGUGGAGAUGGAGUCGAAACCAACAGAAACGAGCAGCUCAAAGAUGUUUGGGGGAUACAACAAGAGAUACAAGCAUUACAGUCCCACACUGGGCUGCUCCAUGAAUUUCCACAUAUACUUCCCUCCUCCUCCCUCUCCUUCCCACAAAUUACCUGUACUCUACUGGCUCUCUGGCCUAACUUGCACUGAUGAAAAUUUCAUAGCUAAGUCCGGUGCUCAGCGUGUUGCUUCGAGUGAGGGAAUUGCUCUGGUUACUCCGGAUACAUCUCCAAGAGGCCUGAACGUGGAAGGAGAGGCAGACAGCUGGGAUUUUGGUGUAGGUGCUGGGUUUUAUCUCAACGCUACACAGGAGAAGUGGAAGAACUGGAGGAUGUAUGACUAUGUUGUCAAGGAAUUGCCAAAACUUCUGACUGAAAACUUUCCACAGCUUGAUCCAUCACGUGCAUCUAUAUUUGGUCAUUCUAUGGGUGGGCAUGGAGCUCUGACAAUCUACCUGAAAAACCUGGAUAAGUACAAGUCAGUGUCAGCCUUUGCACCUAUUGUCAAUCCUAUAAACUGUGCCUGGGGCCAGAAGGCUUUCACAAAUUAUUUGGGCGGAAAUAAAGCUGAUUGGGAGGAUUAUGAUGCCACUUGUCUGAUAUCAAAGUUCACUGAUGUUUCUGCUACCAUUCUAAUUGAUCAGGGAGAGGAUGAUAAGUUCUUGCAUGAUCAACAACUGCUGCCACACAAGUUUGAGGAGGCAUGCAGGAAGGCCAAUGUACCUCUCCUCUUGCGGUUGCAACCUGGUUAUGACCACUCCUACUAUUUCAUUGCCACCUUCAUUGAUGACCACAUCCUUCAUCAUUCACAAGCUCUUAAGCUAUAAUUCCAUGAAGCUCGGGCUUUUGAGAAUUUCCGACCCUUCUGCUGAACUGCGGACUGCUAUGUUUUCUGUGGAAAGAUGCAUCAAGAAUAUCUGAACUAGUAGUUGGUUGAGAUAAAUAAUGUUAAAAACAUAUAGGAUGGUUGUGUUGCUGUUCAAUCGUUAUUAUUAUAAUGAAAGCCGUAGAGGCUGUGUUGGAGUUGUUUCUACUACAAACAACUAUUUUUAAGAGUGAUAUGUAUUGUUCUUGUCGGAGUCAAUCCUAUUCGUAGUAACAAUAAGCACAUUCUACAGUUCAGUGGAUGGAUAUCGAUUUAUUAUUAUAUUAAGAGAUAUUGCAAGUA
Molecule: messenger RNA, 1320 nt
Organism: Cornus florida
Lineage: Eukaryota; Viridiplantae; Streptophyta; Magnoliopsida; Cornales; Cornaceae
Product: S-formylglutathione hydrolase
Exons: 7
Coding region: 122-979 (285 amino acids)
Biological process (GO): formaldehyde catabolic process
Cellular component (GO): cytosol
Molecular function (GO): S-formylglutathione hydrolase activity
Source: RefSeq, a predicted model, not a curated record